Messenger RNA from Dreissena polymorpha, 2827 nucleotides. RefSeq names its product neurogenic locus Notch protein-like. The record is from RefSeq and is a predicted model, not a curated record. Gene Ontology annotation, biological process: establishment or maintenance of epithelial cell apical/basal polarity; heterophilic cell-cell adhesion. The transcript is spliced from 9 exons. NCBI's taxonomy places the organism in Eukaryota, Metazoa, Mollusca, Bivalvia, Myida, Dreissenidae. The coding region runs from base 122 to 1927 and encodes 601 amino acids. Gene Ontology annotation, cellular component: protein-containing complex; plasma membrane.
AACACUGAACUUUAAGUGGUUGAUUUGCGGUUAUGAAUAGUUCAUCGAGAUAAAACGCAAACUAUUGGAAUAAAAGAUCUGUAUUUGGAGUUAGUUAACUAAAGAAUAAAAAUUAAGAAUAAUGGUGUCGCUAGGUAUAAUUUAUAAAUCAGCUUUACUUGUCAUCACUUGGCAAUGCAUGGAUUGUCAACAAGAAGAGAAACAUACAGUUGUCAAGCUGGGAGCCAAGCCAUGCAAAUUCUCGGAGGGCCAACAAGAGGAGAAACAUGCAAUUGUCAAGCGAGGAGCCAUGCCAAUACACUGUUAUCACAAGUGUCCAGGCGGUGAUGAUGAGUGUUACUUUGACAGCAAUAUCAACGACUAUCGAUGCAAGUGUCCUUGUCGGUCUCAAUACUGCGAGUACGCAGAAGAACGUUGUAACAACCGUGGCACGUGUGUUCCGAUAUCUGGAAAUACCGAUUUUACAUGCACCAAUUGCAUUUCUGGAUGGAAAGGAAAACAAUGUCAUCUCAUUGACUGCAACAGUGGAGUGUAUUGCACAAAUGGCGGCGUAUGUGUGGACGAUGUCAGCAGUGGAACGGACUAUCGCUGUAUCUGCAAGGAGGGCUGGACUGGAAAAGACUGCCAAUUCAUCGAUUGUUCCAGUCCAAUCCGUUGUAUGAACGGAGGACAGUGUCAUUUACAAAACGGUGGUAAGGAGUUCAACUGUACAUGCGCAGAUGGAUACCUGGGUGAAAAUUGUCAAAUAGACAUGUGUUCGCCUUACAAGAUUGCCGAUAUAGUUUUUGUUGUUGAUGUAUCCGAUAGUCAAGCUGGCACAAUUUUUCAGAAACAGAAGGAUUUCAUUAAAUAUUUUAUUUCGCAGUUUCCUCUUGGCCCUCUACACUUCCAGUUCAGUCUAGUUGUAUAUGCGUAUAAGCCCCAUAUUAUUUUUUACCUAAAUAAUACAUAUGACAACGACACGAUUAUAGACGCGGUCGACCAUUCUUAUAUCCCCGAUGAUAUACGUGGCGCAACUUAUACCGGAAAAGCGCUGGCUUUUGUGAGAGAAAAAGUUUUAAAUAAAUCUUACGGAUUGCGCUCUGACUUAGAUAGAUACGUUAUUAUCCUGACGGACGGCAUGUCAAGUGAAUCACAGGCCACCGUGGAUGACGCAACGUUGCUUCACUCGUCUUUUCCUAACAUUCGAAUAAUCAGCAUUGGAACCGGAGAGUUUGUGUUCCAUAGCGGACUCCUUGACGUAAGCGGUUCGCGGCUGAACGUGUUCCCCCUUCAUGGUAACGACUCAGUUAAGAGUGUCCUGAAAUCAACGAUGUAUGGAUGCGAACGAUGUAAAACAGCCUACUCCGACGUUGCAUUGGCGUUUGACGUUACAUCCUUUGAUUAUGGGGAAUUGGAAACAAUGUUGAAAACGGCAGAGGUUCUGAUUGCAAAUCUUGAAACUGAGGUUAAUAAGUCUAGGGUCAGCCUUUCAAAAUAUGUAAGCAGGGCCGAGAGAAUUUUCGAAUUUGACCAGUACAUAAAAAGCACGGAAAUGAUUCCACAAAUGUACAUACAUAUUCACAAGAGAGACACAGUCAUGGUUGGUGCUAAUUAUUCGACAAAUCCUAGUAACCUAAGUUCUGUGUUGCAUGAUAUAGCAGAUACCUUUCAGCGAAAUUAUGACCAUGCGCGGCGAAAAGCUUUAGUUCUUUUCUCGCAGAGCAAAUUUAAUGACCACGAUGAUCUUGCAGUGAAAAAGCUAAAAGACAACGAUGUGACUGUUAUUGUAGUUGGAAUAGGACUCGGUGCUGAUUUAGAUAGAAUGAUGCAAAUGUCAACCAGCUCAUUUUUCACAUUCAUUAUUGGAGAAGAUUUUAAUACACCCGUCGAUGUCAUUGUAUCACUGCUGUCGACACUCGAGUACCCCGUCUGCAUUUUAUCAUGAGACGAAACAGAACAUCUGUGGUCAAUGGAGUUGUUCUGAAGAGCAGAAUAGGAAAUUAACACUCCUUAGUGACCAUUUAACGAGUUUAUUUUUCUCAGUGUAAAAUGGUUUAAUAUGAAUGAUUUGUAUGUUUUCUAUUUAGUUUAUAUUCGUUGUUUUUUUCGCCCUUUAAAGUUAGUUUUUCAUCUAAUGUUUAUAUGAUGUGUUAUAAUUCAGCAAGUAAUUAUCAAUUACAUAUCUUACAAAUCUAUUAAAUAAUAUGUUAAUUUAAUUGGCAUAUUGCUUGUCAGACAUACGUUUGAAGGCAAUUUGAAUUUCAAGUAAAAUAAUUUUAAUACUUUAAUUUUAGCUGAGAAGUUUAAGUUAAUAGCAUAUAUCAUUUUUUAAAUUGUAUAUGGUGAAAAAACAGGUACACUAUUGAAACUAAAUCAUUAGGUUGCGUUACACAUGAGUUGCAAAGCAAAGCUUUGUACGGAUAACAGAGCUUUUUUCAGAAUAUAUUUUUCCACAAUUGUACAUUUUAAUUUCAUUUCCCAAGUGAACUGUUCUAAUUUGCGGAAAUACAUACAAAUAGGUGCUCAUUUCUUUAAUAAAACAGCACCGAGUUAUAUUAACAAUUAUUUCAUUAAACAUAAUUGCCUGAAUAUGUGUACAAACAUGUAUGUUUUAUAUGUUUUCCAAAGUAUUUUGUGCGUACAUAACUGGUUUAGAUUUUGUACACUUGAUAUCGCAAAUGUACAUAAGUCUCAUUAUUUGCCUAUCGGUAUCAUGUACAUUGCGCUCUUCAACGAUUUAAUGAACUUGACUAGAGCCAUUUCUUAGUAGAAACAGAUUUUAAAAAUGUGUUUUUCUUGUUUGGUCUUAUUGAAGUAAUAUAUUGCCUUUGAGAUGAAGAAAAUA